Molecule: messenger RNA, 2382 nt
Organism: Porites evermanni
Lineage: Eukaryota; Metazoa; Cnidaria; Anthozoa; Scleractinia; Poritidae
Source: the annotation of a GenBank genome assembly
AUGACGAUUUUGAUUGUUAUUUAUGUUAUGGCCUGGGCCCUUAGUGGAGGUCAAGCCUAUGCUGGUAAGUGGGACCGUUGUUUGCAUUCGAUCGGACGAAUCUAUUUAUAGAAAUGCUAUCCCUAAAAAUCGCUGUAAACUAUGAUGGAAAAACAGUACUGAGUCUCUGCGUUUUAGAAACUUCCAGUUGUUGCUUUAUAUUUUGUGUUUGGGUUGCCUGUGAUNCACGGUUUUCCAGGUUUGACUGUAAUAGGCCUAAAGCUUUAGUGAUUAUCAUCUUUCUUUUACAUUUUUGUUCACACAGAAUGACGAUUUUGAUUGUUAUUUAUGUUAUGGCCUGGGCCCUUAGUGGAGGUCAAGCCUAUGCUGGUAAGUGGGACCGUUGUUUGCAUUCGAUCGGACGAAUCUAUUUAUAGAAAUGCUAUCCCUAAAAAUCGCUGUAAACUAUGAUGGAAAAACAGUACUGAGUCUCUGCGUUUUAGAAACUUCCAGUUGUUGCUUUAUAUUUUGUGUUUGGGUUGCCUGUGAUAUAAUUUGCAUGUCUUAAGUACUCUUAAGGUAAGUCAAAGAGAUCUGGAUCUAUAUAAAUGAGGAUGGGCUCAUUUUUUGCGCCCAAGUUUACGCUCCCACGGCGUCUUAAUUGUUUUGUUUUUGCCUAGAGAACGCGGUAAAACCAGUCUGACUGGUAUUGAUACAGUAUAGUAAUUAGUCUACCUACAGCAAAGAUAAGCCCCGUCUUGGGACAGCUCAGGAUGGUUUUGGGAUAGCUAACAGUGGGGAUAGUCGAUGACAUCACUUCAUUACUAAAACCUAUCCCUUUAUCAAAAUUCAUAAGUGUCUAGUAAGUAGAUAGUCAUUUCUCUUCAAGUGUAAGAAUGUUUUGCAAAAGUACAGUUACUUGCAUAUAAAAAGAAAACAACUAUCCACUAAUUAUAAAUGAAGGAACGCAUUUUAACUUACCAAAAUAGUAUACAGGAAGACAAUUUUACCUAGGCACUUAAUUAACAUUUGAAAAGAAAUGACUAUCCACUUACUAGACACUUAUGAAUUUUGAUAAAGGGUUCGAUUUUAGUAAUGUGGUGACGUCAUCGACUCUCCUUACCAUUAGCUAUUCCAAAACAGGGCUUCGCCUAAUCAAAUUCAAUAGCGCGAGCUUGCUGCAUAUUCCCAUUGAGCACGCUGAUUACGUCAACAAACUAAUAACUGGAGUUCUUGUGAUCUUAGCAAUCCAUGGCCAGUCCCAAGUGCAUCUAUAACUCAACAGUACACGAGGAAACGUAUACAAAGUGUUUGGCAUUUACUUCGUGUACCGUACACAGAUGAAGUAAAACAGAGGAACAAAAACCAUGAAACAAUACCAAGUAGAUUAUUCCCUGAACAGAAUAAAGGCAUCUUUUGUUUUGUGUCAUCUGUGUCCGGUACACGAAGUAGAGAACCAAGUGUUUUAUAAUGUAAUCUAAAGACUAACGCUUUUGAAUUUGUUGGGGAGUGAGAUGAGUGUUGUUGUUGUUGUUGUCAUCUGCGCGAGCUAUUUUCGUGUGCAAAUCAUUCUUUGCGAAGGCUUUUUAAUUAAUUAGACUUUUUUGGUAAAUUAAUAGUUUUCCAUGUCAGUAUGGAUUCUAAAACCUUUUUUAAAUGUUAUCUUAAGCGACUUCUGUAAACUUUCCCUCUCUUUGAGGAAAAAAACAUUUGCAAUCAUAACUGAGUCAAAAACAACAAAUAGUCCAAUAGACAUUGAAAAUGUUAUAAAACAAUUGGUUCAUGCUUCAGUUAUGCGUAUGUUGGGAUAUAAAGUACUUGGGAAGUUUGGAGAGAACUCAAGAGACUAGAGUUGCUCUCGGCUGCGCCUUGAACAACUCUUACGCCUCUUUCAUGCUUUCCAAACUCCCCAAGUGCUUCAUGAUCAUAUCUCGACAUACGCACGCUGACUCAUGAAACAACUGUUAAGUGAUAUAUGCUGGAUGAUGCAUCGAAAGAUAUAUUCUCCCUUAUUUUAACAUUCAUGUCGAAAUGUUGAAACAAGCAACAGAUUAGUCCAUAACUCAAUUCCUAUAAGGUUUGAGACUGGUUGGAGGAAGCUCGAGCGCUGAAGGAAGAGUAGAAGUACUUCACAAUGGCGUCUGGGGAACCGUUUGUGAUGACUAUUGGGGUAUAAAUGACGCGAACGUUGUUUGUCGUGAACUUGGUUAUUUUUUUGCCAAAAGUGCCCUAAAGAUGGCUCAUUUUGGUCAGGGAGUAGGCCCAACUUGGUUGGACGAUGUCGCUUGCGUUGGAAGUGAAAGCUCCAUCAGCGACUGUUCGCAUGCAGGAUGGGGCGUAGAAAAUUGUGCUCACAGUGAAGACGCAUCCGUGAUUUGCUCUGGUAAGUUUAAUGAGGUUUGA